CAAAAACGCAGCGCCGAUCUGUGUUUUGUGUGGGGAGACUGUUUUGGGCUUCCGUUUCCAACCAUGCCAUCGCCUCGAUCGCACCCACAGUAGUCUGUCGUCCGCUUCCGAUCGCCAUGGCCGCCGCCGCCGCCAUACCCGACGGCGACGGCCACCCGCUCUUUUCCAAGAUCUCCAUCUCCGGUCCCGCCCUCGCCUCCAUCAUCGAACGGUUCGCUUCCUCCCCUGGCGAUAUCGACGGCCUCCUAUUCGGCCACGUCACUCGCCUCCCCCCUCCCGACCCUCGAGACGACGACGGUGGCCAUGGUUCCCCCAACUCUUCCGCCGGAUCCGCCGCCGCCGCCGCCGCCGCCAACAGCCCCCUCGCCGCCACCAUAACCGGCCACCUUUCCCUCGCCUCCCGCGCCUCCUUCUACGACGCUCUAGGCCGUCUCAUAUCCCCCUCUCUCCGCAACGCCGCCUCCUCAUCCGGUCACCCCGCCGCCUCCCUGCUUGGAUGGUUCUCCGGCCGCCGCCGAUCUCCUCUCCGCCCCUCCAUGCGGGAGCGCGCCGUCUCCCUUUCCCUCUUUCGAACCCCAGAUCUCCUUGAUACUAACGCCCCUCCUGAUCGCUCGCUUGAGUCCCUCGAUCUUCCCCAUCGGCCUUCCAUCUUCCUCCUCCUGUCCUCCUCGACCACCGGAAACCAAGCGGUCCACACCCACGAGUACAGGGCCUUCGCCCUUCGCCUGAGGGCCGGCGGCGUUGGCGGCGUCCUCGAGCCGAGAUCUCUGGACAUCGUCAAUGUGGGGCCAGCGUUCAGGGCGCAGUACAGCUCCUUCUCUCCGGUGUCAGCCUUUCCAUGGAUGCCGUGUCAGCUGAGGGGGCUGGAGGAGGGAGAACGGGAGAUGGGGAACAAGAGAGGAGGGGGCGAGAGUUUGAACCGUCUCCAGGAGUUGGCCAUGGAGCAGCAUUUGCUGGAUUCGUCGACAGGGGGGUUUGGGGCAGAGAGAUUAGAGAGGCUUGUUGGGCCUGCGGCCACAGGGUACACCUCAGAAUUGGAAGAUUUGUAUGGAAAGAUGCUACUUAAACUCGAAAGUUUGGCCACGCUUGUGGAGGAGAGUUCAGCCAGAAUCCUUGAGCAGGCAUUGGUCACCAGCACUGACAGAUAGCUUAUGUUUGGGAUGCCAUGAGAAGAGAUGAAGACCAGUGAAAACAUUAUAAAAGCAAUGAGGAUAUAUGGUCUUUCCAUUAUUUGGAGGAAGUGGCUUCAUAGUGGAAAAUGGUGGUACCAGGUUCAUGCAGCCAUCUCAAUAUGUUGGGAUUUGAAACUCAGUUGCUAUUGUCAUUUAACUUCUGCUUCAUUGUUCUCGUCAUUUUCACUUUAGUUUCUGUUGUUUUCAUGUUUUGCUGCCAACAAUGACCUAAAUUCUUUUUAUAAUAAUUGAGAUCCUAUUUGUUGUCAUCA
Molecule: messenger RNA, 1444 nt
Organism: Musa acuminata AAA Group (dessert banana)
Lineage: Eukaryota; Viridiplantae; Streptophyta; Magnoliopsida; Zingiberales; Musaceae
Exons: 2
Coding region: 117-1148 (343 amino acids)
Cellular component (GO): nucleus
Molecular function (GO): polyubiquitin modification-dependent protein binding
Source: RefSeq, a predicted model, not a curated record